CUCUUGUGGCAUCCACACAAGCCCCAUUCUGGAGAGGGCUUAGAGGUGCGGGUUCAAAGUUACUAUAAAGACAGGUAAACAAUGCCCAACCCCAAUCCAGAGGCAUAGUGCGAAUCGAGCGAGUUUCCAGACUGCCCCCUGAGGUCAACAAAUCCAUUUAAUCGUCAGCCAGGGACUUGGAUAACUGUUUUCCCAGUUGCCCUGUUGGUUGGGUUGCAUCAUGGAGAAGUCGUUUGCCAUAACGCCCUGGAAGUACGGCCUACUGGCCACAUGCAUUCUGAUUGUGACAUGUAACGUGUUCUUCUUUUCCUGUGGCGUGGUCACCUGGGGCUCAGCAGUCUCCACUUACGGAAGCUAUGGUUCAGCCCUCUGCGGAGUGGCUGUCUUCGGAGUCGCUUUCCUGGGCAUGUACGUGGCCCUGAAGGAGUCCUACAAGUAUUCCAUAUACUAUCUGAUUUUCAGUGGCCUGGUCAUUGCCGCGCUGGGAUCCUACCUGUUUGCCUUCACGGCGAUGCGGGAACAGCUGAUGGGCCAGUUUGCAGAUCGUAUGCGCGACCUGUUCGAUCGGAAGACGAACAGCGACGAUAAGAUGCAGCCGGUGCACAGUUUAUUUGGGUGCUGUGGGCUGGAGGGACCGCAGGACUAUCUCGGCGAGGAGCAAGGCGCUCUGCCCAGCAGCUGCUGUUAUGCCUUUGAUUGCUCCAAGCCGGCCCAUGUCUACGAGGAGGGCUGCUCCACUAAGGCGGCUGCAAAUCUAAGGAUGCAGGCGGACCUCAACUACUACAGCUGCAUGGCCAUCAUUGUUUUGGAGUUUUUGGGCCUGUUCACUGCCUACAAUUUGGGCAAAGCUCGCAAGUAUGCCAAAACCAAGAUAAAGGACGAGGAGACCCCCAUCAACGACUGAUGGCCGAGGACACCCCAGCAUGAAUAUUGCUAAAAAAAAAAGUUAACCAAAUUAGCUAAAUUGCCAUUAGAAAUAAAUACUUUCCAUAGCCUAAACGA
Drosophila eugracilis is the source of this 1002-nucleotide messenger RNA. RefSeq names its product 23 kDa integral membrane protein. NCBI's taxonomy places the organism in Eukaryota, Metazoa, Arthropoda, Insecta, Diptera, Drosophilidae. Bases 221 to 904 code for a protein of 227 amino acids. The record is from RefSeq and is a predicted model, not a curated record. The transcript is spliced from 4 exons. Gene Ontology annotation, cellular component: membrane.